Molecule: messenger RNA, 867 nt
Organism: Thelazia callipaeda (thelaziosis nematode)
Lineage: Eukaryota; Metazoa; Nematoda; Chromadorea; Rhabditida; Thelaziidae
Source: the annotation of a GenBank genome assembly
AUGAGUAGUGACCAGAAGGAAACUGAAAACUGCCAUAAAUUCAAGGAAAUUAGAAGCUUUUUUGAAAAAGAAAUCCUAGAACACUCUAAUCUCAAAUCGAGAAGUGACCAACAACUUCCUUCAGCUGAAGAGAUUACAUCUGUGAUUUGUGAAAGUAACUUUGAUCAAUCUAGUGACUGCCAUGAACAGAAUAAUGAUAAAUCUGAUAAAAAUACGAAAAAUGACAAAAUUUUGCAAAAACACGAAAAUGUCAAUCCUACAAGUAGAUUGUCAAAUCGAAGGAAACAAUUCAAUAUGCCGUUGAUGUAUCGAAUGAAUCAGAGCCAGAGUGAUGAUGUGCAUGGUACAGUUACUGGUCCAGCAGAUGAAGAUUUUCGUCCUGAACAAGCCAGUGAAAAGCUCAAACAAGCCUUAAAUGGCCUAGGUACCAGCGAUAAGGUAAUAAUUGAUAUUGCUGUAAAUUAUAAUAAUUUUCAACGUCAACGAAUUUUAAAAACAUAUGAAGAUCGUUAUUGUAGCAAGCUUAUGAAUGAUUUUAAAUCUAACCUUGGUGGAUUUUUUUUCGAUGCGAUUUCAGCUUUAUUUGCGCCUGCUCAUUUCUAUUCAGCCAAUAUACUUUCUCAAAUUAUUCAACAAAUGGUAGCAAUCAGAAAUGCAUAUGAAUCCUCAUUUAAUAGCACACUUGAACGAGAUGUAAAAAUGAAGAUAGAAGGAGCAUUUGGCAAUAUGCUCCAUAUGUUACUCUUUUGUCCACGAGAUGAUGAAUUUCACGGAAAUAUAGAUGUGAAGCUGGUGGAAGAAGACGUAAACCUCGUAAAAAAUGUAAAGCAAUCAAAAAAUUUGCUUUUUCCAGUUUUUUAUGAGUAA